Prunus armeniaca (apricot) is the source of this 360-nucleotide messenger RNA. The record is from the annotation of a GenBank genome assembly. Lineage: Eukaryota; Viridiplantae; Streptophyta; Magnoliopsida; Rosales; Rosaceae.
AUGAUCAUGUGGUUCGCGAACUGGACCGUCUUCGACGGACACGCAAGGGUGACGGGAUCGGCAGGCUCCUCGUCAUUUUCGGCGGCAAAGAUGGCCCGGGUUGGCUCGGCCUGCCGUCCGCGUUUUGGGGCCGGUUCGGCAUCUAGAUCGACAGUAAAAGGCCGUUUGCCGGCCGCUCGGGAGGAAGCCCCUUCGGUAGUGGCGCCUCGGCGGGGAGAAGGGUCGGCCGCUGCCGCUCUGGUCUGUGCCGAUUCGGCGUUAAGCUCACGGAGGCGAUCGGCCAGCGUCUGGUCCUCAGGGUCCACCGAUGCCGAGCCCUGCGGCUGGGUUUUCUUCUUCUUCCCUGGAAGCCCAUCAUAA